AUGGAGAUCGCGUCUCAUGGAAAUCCGCACUUCGCCCGGAACUUGACCGCAUCGCUCCUCAGCCCAGGAGGCGCUGCGCACGACGACUUGCCCUCGCCGUCGCGAUCCCUCGCUCCGGCCCUGCCCGACCACCGCGACCCCGCCAUGAGCGCGCCGCAUGCCACAGGCCAGAGUCCGCUCGUUGCAUCGCAGGCCCACACGAGCUCCAACUACAGUAUUCAGUCGCAGCAGUCAAGUCGUAGCAGCGGUGCCACCCAGGGCACCGCCACGAGCACCCUCUUCCCUCCUCCAGUGCCCAGCAUGGCCUCUAGUCCGGGCGAUGUCGUGCGCACCGACAACAUCAUGAACUCGGUCGCCGAUGCCAGCAGCUCGUUGUUUCAGAUCUGUGUUGCGCUGCGUCAGCGUCUGCUGGGUGUUGAAGGCUUUCGGGAGUCAUUGGAAGCUGAAGAGGACGAUGCCGACGAGGAUACCGAUCCCGUCACCCUCCUCUGGCGCACUUUUCGUCGUGGCUACCCUCUCAUGCUGCUGUACAAUGCUCUACAUCCCACUCAGCCCUUGAUCCUUCCGCAAGGAGUCAAAGAAGAGAAGAAAGGCAAGGCGGCCACAUUCAAGUUCAUCCAAGCAUGCAUARUGGAUUUAAAGAUGCCAAACGACGAUCUCUUCAUCAUCACCGACUUGUACGGCGACGACACAACGGGUUUCGUCAAGGUUGCAAAGGUAGUCAACAGAGUGCUGGAUAUUCUAGUGCAGCGCGGUAUCGUCGAGGAUGUGCGUCCAACAGCCGCCGACUUUGAACAAGCGGCACAAGGCAUGAAGCGCACACAGCGCCAACACAUCAUAUCAGAGCUGGUCCAGUCAGAGCGGACGUACGUGCAGCAUCUCGAACUCCUGCAGGCCUUUAAGCAUCUGGUAGAGGAGAAAGGCGUCAUCCCGGGCGAUGCAGUCCAUGACAUCUUCCUCAACUUGAAUGCUCUGCUAGACUUCCAACGCCGCUUCUUGAUCCGUGUCGAGCAGACCAAUGCUUUACCAGAGGAGGAGCAGAACUGGGGAAAGUUGUUUCUCCUUUAUUGUGAGGCUUUCAAGGUCUACGAGCCAUAUAUCGCCAACCAACGGAAAUGUGAAAAGACCGUCAUAGCGGAGUUCCCCAAGCUGCGAGAGGCGGGAGGGAGCAGCGAGAUGCGUCAAAUGGUCGAAUCGCCAACAGCACUCCACUCAUUCCUAAUGAAACCUUUUCAGAGACUUACCAAGUAUCCUCUGCUGCUCGAUCAGCUCUACAAAAAGGGCGACUUGGAUGAUGGAAGAAAGCAGGACCUUCUUAAUGGUAUGGAGGCAUCUACGUCAGUGCUCACCCGGACCAACGAGGCAGUCGAUCGCGAGGAGAAGGUUGAAGCCGUGCAAGAACUGAAAGUGAGAGUGGAGGACUGGAAAGGCCAUCGCAUCGAGGUCUUUGGUGAACUCUUGCUAUAUGGUACAUUCACUGUUUUGAAGAGUGAAAGCCUCACCAACGGCAAAGACGGAGAACGCCAGUAUCACGUCUACCUGUUCGAAACCAUAUUGCUAUGCUGCAAGAACAUCGAUUUAAACAAGACCAAGAACAAGUAUACCUCUAAAAAUCUGGUCGACGCAAAGGGCAAACCGAAAUUGCAGCUCAAGGGCCGCAUUUUCAUGCAAAAUGUCACUGACCUCGUUUCUCUGGCAAAACCAGGUAUGGACACGAUCUCUGGGGAGACUCAUUUGGCGAUUCGAAGCAGCGAGCGGAUCUUUUGGAAGGGCGACCCAAGCAUCGAAAACUUCAUCAUCCGUUUCACCACCGAGGACGCAUUGAAGAAAUGGGCCAAUCAGAUUGAGACCCAGCGAAGGAGAUAUCGCGAGGAACCACGGUUGUCUACCACUCGAAGUAGCGAUGACAGCCGGGCUGGAACCAGCGUAACACAGUUCGCUUACAUGCAGGACCAAGGCCCGCUCGAAAACCCCUACAAGAUCGACGUCGACGAGGAAGAGGACGACGAGGAUGACGACGUUGACACUGUGCUAUCAGGUAGUCAAUCGGGCUGGUCUGGUCCUGGUUUUCCAAGCGGAGGAAGCUUCUCGCAGAGUCGAAACGGUAGCUCCAGUUCCCUGCGAUCUAGGAGCACCACAGGCGAGAGUGCCGUUCAAGGAUCUUCGGCCUCGACACGGGCGCCACUACCAAGAUUACCUCAUAGCAGCAUGCAGCAGCAGCCCCUCUCACUCCGAACAAGGGAAUUGCAACAGGCAGCUCCAUCGCCCGGUGGUGGCGGACAGCAAGACAGCUACUUCUCUCCAACGGUCAGCGACUCUCCCAUGUCCAGCAUGUCGUCGCGGACAAGCGCCAGCUCUGGCAUGUACCCAUUUCCACGACAGCCGAUUCCUCAAAAUGGUUAUUACGAGGAUGGUCAAGGCGCAACUCGUUUUACCGCGCCAGCCAUGCCUCGCCCGGCGCCGAACGCAGCCCCUAACGGCUAUGGUCCGUCUGGACGGACGCCCUCUACUGCAAGGCCAGCUUAUCCAUCUGGAAGCGUGAUGCACAGCGCACAAGCAAUACCUGGGCCGAGGAACCGAUCCGCCAGCAGCCCAGACAUUCACAAUGGGCAACGAGUGUCAUUGCGAAAUGGAAAUCAACCCCCGGUACCGGAGAUGCCCGCGUCUUACCAGAACAGGGGACAUACCAACUCACCUGGGCUGAGGGAGCGACAGCACUCGAAUCAGGAUUCUCCCAUAGAGCCGGGCUACGCAGGUCCGCCCCGGGGUGGUGCAUAUCCACCCUCCCGAACCGUCACACCCGUCGCCUCGAGAGGGCAGUCUUUCCAGUCACCACCAACAGAGACGACUGCGCCACCAGCGCAAUUAAAGGUCAAGGUGCAUUGUCCUUCAGCGUCCCAGACUCUCACCUUGGUCGUUUCCAGCACCAUAUCCUACCAGACUUUGAAAGACAGGAUCGAUGCCAAGCUGCAGCGCUCUACGAAUCUUACACUCGGUGAUCGAGCAUCAAAAGAAAAUCAAGUCCUGGUCAAGCUCAAGUACCUUGAUGAAGAAGACUUUGUCAGCAUCCAGUCUGACGAAGAUGUCGUAACUGCCUUUGAAACCUGGAGAGAACAGAAAGGCGAAGGCUUGGGCGGCAUGGGUGAAAUCGAAUUGUUCUGCCAGCGAUGA
This is a messenger RNA of Ramularia collo-cygni, 3171 nucleotides long. Its product is annotated as related to invasion-inducing protein TIAM1/CDC24 and related RhoGEF GTPases. Gene Ontology annotation, molecular function: guanyl-nucleotide exchange factor activity; protein binding. Lineage: Eukaryota; Fungi; Ascomycota; Dothideomycetes; Mycosphaerellales; Mycosphaerellaceae. The transcript has 3 exons. Gene Ontology annotation, cellular component: nucleus; mating projection tip; division septum. The coding region runs from base 1 to 3171 and encodes 1056 amino acids. The record is from RefSeq and is a predicted model, not a curated record. Gene Ontology annotation, biological process: establishment of cell polarity; septin ring organization.